UACAUGAAGAAAAAAAGUUUGCCUGUUAUAAAAUCAUGGACUUGUACAAGUUAAGUGUACUCACGUGUACUCGGAUCAUGUGACUAGCCUGAAAGGGCGGGAGGGAGCGUCAACUACCUGCAAAAGAAUAGCAUGAAUACAUGUAUAAUAUAUACACUUGUUGGGUUAUACAGUAGUUGAGUUAUGGGGUGUCACAUCUCAAUAUGUAAUAAUAUGUAACCAUUUGGAUAAAUGAGAAUAAGUGUAAUGAGGCAAAUGGGAGGGAUGGAUAAAAUCUCUCAUGUGAGGGAGUGACAGAAAAGAAAAGAGGGAGGGAGAUGAGGAGGAUAGAGGGACAGCAGGAGCAAAGUCACUGCUUUUUUUUUCCUCCAGUGCUCCCUCACUCCUUCUCUCCCACUGACUCCAGGUUGAGAACAACAGGAUGCUGUUCCUCAGCUCCUUAUCCGCUCUCCUCCUGCUGCUUUUUCUCUACCCCGCUGAGUUAUCUGCGCAGGAGGUGCAGGUGCGGCUUGCAGGGAGUCGCAAAGUCAACGAAGGGCGUCUGGAGGUGUUGUACAACGGCGUAUGGGGCACGGUGUGUGACGACCAGGUGAAUCUCAACCUGGCUAACGUAGUGUGUAGACAGUUGGGCUUUCAACAGAGUUUCACCUGGGCGCCCAGUGCCAGGUUUGGUCAGGGGCAAGGUCAGAUCUGGUUGGAUAAUGUGAACUGCAGAGGCACUGAGCUCUCUAUUGCAGAAUGUGGCUCAAACGGUUGGGGAGUCCACGACUGCACCCACGUUGAGGACCUGGGGAUCAUUUGUAGCCCAGAAAGAAGGCCUGGUUUCUCCUCUGCUUCAGGAGGGGACGCUCGUUCCUCCUCCAGAAAUGAGCCGAGACAAUCAAGACAGAGACCCCCGCAGCAGCAGUCAGAGAACCCACCACCAGCCCCACCUCACAUUCCCUCGUCUUACGGCCGAGGUCACGAGAUCGCGCUCCAUCGCAACCCACCCACUUCCCGUCGCAACAGGAUCUCACCGCAGGAGAACGGUCACGAGAUACAGAUCUUGCGACGGUAUCGUGGCCCAACAGCACAGAUAUCGAGACCGGCGGCCGGUACAACCCAAAGACAGGAGCAGGACACGUCGAGGAGCGGAACGCCUGCAUCAAGACGCCAGGCUGAGCGAGAGACCAACAGGCAGUCUGAGAGGCAUCAACCGUACAGCGGGAAUCAUGUCGAACCAGAGCCUGUUUAUCCCGUGACUGAUUCCCACUCCAUCCAGAGUUCUGACAGCGUUCAGCUGACCGAGGCUCGCCUCAAAGCCGUGCUGUCCGGCAGCCGCGGCGGCUUGGUGAACGAAGGAGUGCUGGAAGUGAAGUACGCUGGGAAAUGGCGUCAUGUGUGCAGUCACGGCUGGGACCUCACCAGCAGCAAUGUCGUCUGCGGCAUGCUGGGAUUCACUUCUGCUGAGGCGUUUGAUCAAAACGCCUACAGGAAACUGUGGGACUCCAAAUUAGCUGAUCCAUCAUCCAGACUGAGGACACAGAUCACUAAGAAGACCUACUGGGUGGAGAAGGUGCAGUGUCAGGGCGGAGAGGUCUCCUUGGCUCAGUGCCCUGCCCAACUGUCCCUCCGCAGGAGAGACGGGCCAUGCAGGGGGGGCAUGCACGCCGUUGUACGCUGCGUCCCCGGACCCCAAUUUGCACGUAACGGCCGAGGACGUGCACCACCUUCUGUGUCGAAGAACGUGCGUCUCAAGGCGGGGCCUCGCGUUGGGGAGGGUCGCGUGGAGGUGCUGAAGGACGGCAAAUGGGGCACUGUUGCAGACCACCUGUGGGACAUCACAGAUGCCAACGUGGUUUGCAGAGAGCUGGGCUUUGGGACGGCAAUGGAGGCCUUGACCAGGGCUCAUCUAGGACAGGGUUCCGGUCCCAUCCACAUGAACAGUGUGCAGUGCACGGGCCACGAGAGGUCCCUUUUGGACUGUUCCUUCAAAGAGGUUCCACUGUACACCAUCAAGCACAGCCAGGAUGUGGGGGUCCGCUGCAACGUCCCUAACACGGGCACACAGUCCACAGUGAGACUGGCAGGAGGCAGAGACAGAGCAGAAGGCCGUGUGGAGGUGCUGAUGGACGUCGGAGGAACAAAGCGCUGGGGUUCAGUCUGCAGUGAGAACUGGGGAAUCAACGAGGCCAUGGUGGUGUGUCGACAGCUCGGCUUGGGUUUUGCCUCGAGAGCACACCAGGAGACUUGGUACUGGACGAGCUCCAGUGACGCCCGUGAUGUGGUUCUGAGUGGAAGUCACUGUGCGGGCUCCGAGACGUCCAUCCAGCAAUGUCGCAAAAACACACACGUCUACUGUCCAAGAGGUGGCGACGGCAGGGCCGCAGGAGUUACCUGUGUGGAGACGGCUCCUGACCUGGUCGUGGACGCUCAACUGGUCCAGGAGACAGCUUACCUGGAGGACAGGCCCUUGCAUUUGCUGUCAUGUGCCAAUGAGGAGAACUGUCUCUCCUCCUCCGCUGCCAGGAUGCAGUGGCCUUACGGACACAGACGCCUGUUGAGGUUUUCCUCCCGUAUCAUGAACUUGGGUCGUGCUGAUUUUCAACCCAAGGCCACCAGAGAGAACUGGGUUUGGCAUCAGUGUCACAGGCACUACCACAGCAUUGAGGUGUUCACUCACUAUGAUCUGCUGACCCUCAAUGGCACCAGAGUGGCUGAAGGUCACAAAGCCAGCUUCUGUCUGGAGGACACCUACUGCCCCGACGGUAUCCAGAAGCGGUAUUCCUGCUACAACAUGGGACAGCAGGGUAUCUCAAUUGGCUGCUGGGAUACAUACCGCCAUGACAUCGACUGCCAGUGGAUUGACAUUACAGAUGUGCGGCCGGGUGAAUAUGUCUUCCAGGUGGAGGUCAACCCAUCCUUGGAUAUGGCAGAGUCUGAUUUCAAGAACAACGUUGUCCGCUGUCGGUGCAAGUAUGAUGGAUCCCGGGUGUACAUGUUUGGAUGCCAUACAGGUGAUGCUUACAGUGCCGAGGCCGAGGACUUGUUUGACCACCAGCGUCAGAUCACCAACAACUUCCUGUGAGUGGAGGACCACGCAAUUUAAGGACAGAAGGACCGUUCAACUCCUCAGCACACCUCAACACCACAGGACAAGGCUAAACAGAGACGAGGGCGAGAGGGAAAGGAAGGAUUUCAUGGACAUUUUAACAUGAUUAAGGAGGGGAGCAAAAAAAAAGAAAGCAGGCAUUAGAUCGUAAAAUGUAGAGUAGUUAAUUUACAUUUCAUUAUCAUUUGAAAUUAAUUAGAUUUUUUUUUUUUUAAAGAUCAUUCCAAAAAACAUGAAUGCACAACAUGAACACAGGUAACAACUGUCUGUUCACUCUCCAAUUGCCAAUGUUUUUUUUUUUUUACUGUUACACUUGUGUGCUUUUUGGUUUUGAAUGACAAUCUACUUUUUUUUUUUAACUCCAUGGUGCUACUUUGCCUUAUUUGAAUAAAUAUUGUAAUGUAUUGCACAUGUAUUGUCAUGUACAGUUUUAUAUUACCUCUCUGGAAUAAUACUUGUUAGGUCUCUAAUUUAUGCAGAUUUUAUUGUACUUUUGAGUUGGCAUUGUCCCUGCGUGGUUGUGUUUUGUAUUGUUAAUUUUAUGAUGAGAGAUUAUUUGUUUGUUCUUCACCUGUUCAACAUUGGUAUUAUCAUCCAAUUGGAUUCUGGUUGUGCCACAUUAUUGCGCCUUAAAUAUUAUUACUUAAAAGGUAGAGAAAGAAUAAACAUCAGAAUGACACACUG
This is a messenger RNA of Doryrhamphus excisus (bluestripe pipefish), 3775 nucleotides long. Lineage: Eukaryota; Metazoa; Chordata; Actinopteri; Syngnathiformes; Syngnathidae. The record is from RefSeq and is a predicted model, not a curated record.